Messenger RNA from Syngnathoides biaculeatus (alligator pipefish), 2471 nucleotides. It is a transcript of the gene lrfn5b, whose product is annotated as leucine rich repeat and fibronectin type III domain containing 5b. Gene Ontology annotation, molecular function: protein binding. The transcript has 6 exons. The record is from RefSeq and is a predicted model, not a curated record. The coding region runs from base 1 to 2418 and encodes 805 amino acids. Lineage: Eukaryota; Metazoa; Chordata; Actinopteri; Syngnathiformes; Syngnathidae.
AUGACAAUGGAGACCCUUCUGCUCUAUCUGAUGGUCCUGGGUGCAGCUGUCAAGGCCCACAAGGUUCAAGUCUGUCCCAAGCGUUGCGUGUGCCAGAUGCUCAACCCCAAUUUGGCCACACUCUGCGACAAAAAGGGGCUCCUGUUCGUGCCCCCCAACAUCGACCGCCACACGGUGGAAAUGCGCCUGGGGGAUAACUUCGUCACCAGCGUCAAGCGCAAGGACUUCGCCAACAUGACCAAACUGGUGGACCUGACGCUUUCUCGCAACACCAUCGGGACAAUCGUGCCGCACGCUUUUAAGGACCUGGAGAACCUGCGGGCGCUCCACCUGGACAGCAACCGGCUGACGCGCAUCACCAACGACACUUUCAGCGGUAUGUCCAAGCUGCACCACCUCAUCCUCAACAACAACCAGCUCACCCACAUCCAGAUCGGCGCCUUCAACGACCUGACGGCGCUGGAGGAGCUCGACCUCUCCUACAACAACCUGGAAAGCGUUCCCUGGGUGGCCAUCCAGAGAAUGUCCAGCCUCCACACGCUCAACCUGGACCACAACAUGCUCAGCUACAUCCCCGAGGGGACCUUCUCGGGCCUGCAGAAGCUCAAGAGGCUGGACGUGACCUCCAACAAGCUGCAGAAGCUACCCCCGGACCCGAUAUUCCAGAGAGCGGGGGUCCUGGCCACCUCGGGGAUCAUGGGGCCCACAUCGUUCGCGCUGAGCUUCGGCGGGAACCCGCUGCGGUGCAACUGCGAGCUGCUCUGGCUGCGCCGGUUGCGACGCGAGGACGACCUGGAGACGUGCGCUUCGCCUCAACACCUCGCCGGACGCUAUUUCUGGACCGUGUCGGAGGAGGAGUUCCUGUGCGAGCCUCCGCUCAUCACAAGGCACUCUCAGGAGCUGCGGGCCCUGGAGGGUCAGAGCGUGACGCUACGGUGUAAAGCUCGGGGGGAUCCGGACCCCAUCAUCCACUGGAUCGCCCCCGACGGACGCCUCAUGUCUAACUCGUCGAGGGCCUCCGUGCACGCCGACGGCACUCUGGACAUCCUCAUCAGUACAGUCAAGGACUCAGGUUCCUUUACUUGCGUGGCGUCCAACCCGGCCGGCGAAGCCCAGCAGAAGGUGGACCUGCUCAUCGCGAAGCUGCCGCACGUCAUCAACAACACGGCCGCCGACCGGGAACCCGACCCGGGGUCUUCGGACAUCGCCACGGUGACCAAGACGGGGGCGGAGGGUCCGGGCGGCGGGGUGCCCCUGGGGAACCCCAAGACCGGCCAGGAGAAGAAAGUGGUCAUAGCCGAGGCCACGUCCACCUCGGCCAUGGUCCACUUCAACUUCCAGAGGAACAUUCCGGGCAUCCGCAUGUUUCAGAUCCAGUACAACGGGACCUACGAUGACUCGCUGGUGUACAGAAUGAUCCCGCCGACCAGCGAGAGCAUCCUGGUCAACAACCUGGCGGCGGGGACGCAGUACGACCUCUGCGUGCUGGCCAUAUACGACGACCAGGUCACCUCGCUGACCGCCACGCGGGUCAUCGGCUGCGUUCAGUUCACCACCGAGCCGCAGUACCUGAGGUGCCACUUCAUGCAGUCCCAGUUCCUGGGCGGGACCAUCGUGGUCAUCAUCGGGGGGAUUAUCGUGGCCUCGGUGCUGGCGUUUAUCAUCUUUCUCAUCGUGCGGUACCGAGUCUGCAACCAGGGAGACGCAGACAAGGCUCUGGAGAUGGGCGACAUUCGUUCCCUGAGCAGCGACGGUCAACUUCAGGGCUGCGGACUCCCCAAAUCUCUGUCCAAGCAGAUCCUGCGUCCGGAGAAGAAUGACAAGGAGUGUCUGCGAGUGGCUCUACCGCCCCCGGAGCCGUCCAAGCAGCGAGCGCCCGUCGUGAUCGCCGCCCCCAAUGCCGCCGCCGCCGCCAAACCCUCCCUACCCGACUGCACCGUGUCCACCUCGGCCGCCAGCCACAGCUGGCACCCGGCUUCCCCCGGCGCCCCGAGGGUAAAGCGUGCCGGCGCCCCGUCAAAAACCUCAGACAUCCGGCGGGCCGAGGCGAAAGCGGACGUCCAACUCAACAACGUCAACCGCAAUAACUCGUCAGAGGCCAAGAUGGCGCCCGUGGUAUCCCGCGCCCAACCGACCAAAUGGACUCAGGGUCCCAGGGUCCCGAGGGCGCAGCAGGUCCCUCGCCAGUACAUGACCGUACCCGCGGGGGGCGUCAGGGUCAAUCGCAGACACUCCCUCAACGCGGACUCGUCCAGGGAGCGCUUGUACGUGGCCUACCCCAAAACGGGGGCCAGCCUGCGUUCCAAGCGCAGCUUGUCCAUGAGCGGCGAGCUACCGCAGCUUCAAAACGCCGCAAACGUUCAUCGGGCUCGCGCCAAGCUGUGCCGCUCCGAGUGGCUCCUGGAGAGCACCUUAUGAUUCGGAGUUUACCGACUUGUUUUUUUCCUCAACUGGUUUUGCGGCCCGCCCGC